Molecule: messenger RNA, 1383 nt
Organism: Aspergillus thermomutatus
Lineage: Eukaryota; Fungi; Ascomycota; Eurotiomycetes; Eurotiales; Aspergillaceae
Product: MmgE/PrpD family protein
Exons: 4
Coding region: 1-1383 (460 amino acids)
Molecular function (GO): lyase activity
Source: RefSeq, a predicted model, not a curated record
AUGACUCAAUCCAAGCCCUCCCAAACACGUACAGAACGGCUGGCCCAAUGGGCUGCCAGCCUCGAAUACAACGACCUCCCCAAAGAAGUCAUCCAGCGCACCAAGGAGCUCUUCAUCGACUGGCUGGGAUGCACUAUUGCCGGACGACAUCACCCAGCCGUCGCUGCCAUUGCGAGAUUCGCGACGCAGAUGGGCCCUUCCUCGGGGAAAAGUGAAGUCAUUGACGGAUCACUGGGAUUCACGUCUUCUCCCGCCUUUGCUAGCUUGAUCAAUGGCGCUUCAUCACAUGUGGUUGAGCAGGACGACUUGCAUAACCGGAGUAUCAUGCAUCCUGCGACGGUGAUAUUCCCCGCCGCGCUGGCCGUCGCACAGGACAUCAACGCCGACGGCAAAGAAUUCAUCACCGCCUGCGUAGUAGGCUAUGAAGUCGGCUGUCGGACGGGCGAGUACCUGGGAAAGAGCCACUACGAGAAGUUCCACUCCACCGCCACAGGAGGCGUCGUCGGCGUCGCAGCCGCUGUCGCUCGUCUCCUACACCUCGACGUCAAUCAGACCCUCUCCGCCAUCGGGACAGCAGGCACACAGGCAGCGGGACUCUGGCAAUUCCUCCUCGACGCCACACACUCCAAGCAGGUGCACACUGCCAAGGCCUGCUUCGACGGCAUCUUCGCCGCCUACAGCGCGCGGGAUGGCCUGCUUGGGCCGCGCGACAUCCUCGAGGGCUCCAGGGGUAUGGGCGCCGCGCUGGUCCCUGGGGAGAAGAACCCAAAAGCCAUCAGCCAGGAUUUAGGGUCUGAUUAUGCGGUUCUGGGGUCGAGUUUCAAGUGGCAUGCGUCGUGUCGGCAUACGCAUCCCAGUGUGGAUGCUUUGCUGGCUUUGAUGGAGAAGCAGCGGGUCAAGUUUCAUGAGAUGGACUCGGUGGUGACGAGGACGUACCAGGCUGCGAUCAAUGUCCUGGGGCUGACGGGUCGAGGCGAGACGGUCCAUCAGAGCAAGUUCUCCAUGGGGUUUGUUCUUGCGGUUGCAGCGAAAAACGGCCAGGCGAUGAUCACGGACUUUACGGAGGCGGCGCUGGAGGACGCCGAGCUGCGAGAGUUUCAGCAGCGAGUAACGAUGGAGUUAGACCCGGAGAUUGAUGCGAAAUUUCCCAGGCAGUGGCAGGGGACGGUCGUCGUGGUGUGCAAGGAUGGUCGGAAGUACACCGAGUCAGUCGAGUAUCUGAAGGGGGAUCCUGAGAAUUCAUUGACAAGAGCCGAACUCGAAACGAAAUUCCGGGCGUUGGCAACGUACGGAGGAGUAACGGAUACCACCAGGGUUGCCAACCUGCUGCAGAAAGGAUGGGGGUUGGAGUCUGAGAGCAGUCUCCAAGGCUUUUCUGUAUAG